Molecule: messenger RNA, 1800 nt
Organism: Trichogramma pretiosum
Lineage: Eukaryota; Metazoa; Arthropoda; Insecta; Hymenoptera; Trichogrammatidae
Gene: BBS4
Product: Bardet-Biedl syndrome 4 protein homolog
Exons: 8
Coding region: 18-1757 (579 amino acids)
Biological process (GO): protein localization to cilium; cilium assembly
Cellular component (GO): ciliary basal body
Molecular function (GO): protein binding
Source: RefSeq, a predicted model, not a curated record
AACAAUCGAACGUUAGGAUGAACAACAGUAACAACAGCAACAAUAUCAACAGAGCACCGAUCGUGAACAAUGGCAGUUUAGCCGGGCCGAGCAGAGCAACAGCAGCAGCAGCAGCAGCAGCGGACGUGAGUCGUUUUCGUAACGGCGAUGGCUCCUCGGCGACUGUCGCUGCUGCCGUAGCCGCCGCCGCUGUUUCUCCUCGUAUCGCUGGCGCUGGAGGCGGAGGCACAACGAGUGGCAACAGCAACAACAACAACGGCAAUGCGACAGCCACGAGUAACAGCAGCAACGGCAACAACGACGACGACGAAGACGAUGCCAAGCUGGAGUUCAACGGCGAGCCGAUGGGCAGCUACAAUUGGAUGCUCUACCGUCGCUACGUGCGCCACGAGUUCAAGCUGUGCAAGCAGCUCAUCGACAAGGAGAUCGAGCAGUGGGGCGGCAGGUGCGAGUACGCCUAUCACAUGAGGGGCCUCAUCAUGCGUCGCGAGGGUAGGCUCCAGGAGGCCCUGGGCUGCUUCGUGCACUGCGCCAGGCUGGAGCCCGACAACGUCGAGAAUUACACGCAGAUCGCCAAGACAUUUUUUCUCAUGGGCGAUCAGAGAAAAGCUCUGGAGGCGCUCGAGCUGGUGGAAAAAAUCAUGGACCCGAUGGACGAUUGGGAAGUGCCUUACUACAUGGGCGAAUGCUAUCUGCGAAUAAAUAAAACGGACGAGGCGAAAGCUCAAUUCUUGCGAGCUUGCAAGAUUACGCGGAACGACGUGCCGUACGUGGCGCUGGCCGAGCUGCAGGUCCGGCUGGGUCACGUGGUCGACGCCAUCCAGGUCUAUCAAGAGGCUUUGACCAUCGAGCCCGACAACAACGAGGUGGCCGCGGAUCUCGGACUGCUCUAUCUGAGCCUCGGCGACUCGAGAAAGGCCUUCCAGCAGUUCGGCAAGGUACUGGCCGAGGAGCCCAGGUGCGACAGAGCGACUUUUUCCAUGGCUUAUAUUAUGCAGACUCAGGGCGAAUUCGACGUGGCUUUUUCCAAGUACAAAAUUGCCUCGAACUCGCUGAUGGAAUCUUGGGCUCUGUGGAACAACAUCGGCAUGUGUCUCUAUGGAAAACAAAAAUACGUCUCGGCCAUUACUUGUCUGAAAAAAGCGCACUACUUGAACCCGUUGGCCCUGCCGGCGGCCUGCAACUUGGGCAUUGUCUACUUGGCCACGGGACAAGCGGCCUCGGCUGCCAUUUACUUGUGCGCCGCAGUUUCCGCCGGUCCUGACAAUGCCAUGCCGUAUAUGCUUCUCGGAUUGGCGCUGAAGCGGCUGGACGAUCUCGAGGGAGCCGAGAAGGCGCUGGAAAAAGCUCACGCACUGGCGCCGCAAGACCCGCAAGUGCUCCUCAACUACGCGGUCAUAAUGGACGCGCUGAAAAGACACGAGCGCGCCAAGGAGUUUCUGAUUAUUUUGAACGACGUCACGGCACUCAUCGACGUCGAUCCUCAGAUAACGAAAAUGGCCAAACAUCUCGCGUCUAAAUUGCGAAUUAGCGAUCCAUCAUCCAGCCGCAUCAGCGUGAGCGGCGGCAGCAGUCCGACUGGCAUUGGUGGUGGUGGCGGCAGUAUCGGUGGAGGUGACAUUUCUCCGAGCCUUCAGCCAACAGCGGCAAGGACAACGACGAUGUCGAGGCUGUCGCCGAUGCUUCUUGCUCCGCCAGCGCCUCCUUCGCCCUUUGCCGACGAGAUCAGCAGAACUUUAUCCGAAGACGAGGUUUGAGGAGGCGAAGGAAGUUGAGUAGUAGAAUGCGCGAGAGAGAGAG